Messenger RNA from Syngnathoides biaculeatus (alligator pipefish), 1565 nucleotides. Its product is annotated as GTPase IMAP family member 4-like. The record is from RefSeq and is a predicted model, not a curated record. Bases 154 to 1218 code for a protein of 354 amino acids. NCBI's taxonomy places the organism in Eukaryota, Metazoa, Chordata, Actinopteri, Syngnathiformes, Syngnathidae. The transcript has 8 exons. Gene Ontology annotation, molecular function: GTP binding.
GCAGUGUUUGGUUGCGGAGCACAUUAGCAUAAGCUGUGUGUUCUUGUUGGGGGCAGGCAAAGAAGACAUCACAGUCAAAGUCAGUGAUCAAAGUUUGACUUGCUAAAAGCACCAGGUCAAUCUUUCUUGAGGGGUCGUCGGUUUGCUUAAGAAAUGGAUUGCAAGUGUGAAACCAGCAACACUGAAGAUGCAGUUACAGGCUGGUGGCUGAGCGGCAGCAAUGCCCAGUUGGGAGCUUUCACCGUGGUGGGGUAUCUUCUCUACAGAUUCUCACAGACCCUUCCUGCACUGAUCCGAUGGCCGAUUCGUCUCUUCUGCUCUCUAACUGGUCUGUCAGCUCUUUGGGGGUGGGUGAGCCGCAUCGUGGGGACCCUCCGAGUGAUCCAGAGCCUGUGUAAAUGGCUGUCUCGAAUUUGGAAGUUUAUCAAAGGACUUUCCUCCAAAUUACAGUGGUUGCUUCCUAUCAUCAGAGCCAUCACUGGAUCAAGUGAAGGGACUUUGGAGAAUGACAUCAGACUGAACCUCUCCAGUCCCUUAAAAGUGAACCUCAGACUAAUCCUCGUGGGCCCUGCCGGGGGAGGACGCACAUCAGUGGCAAACACUUUGUUGGGCUUCAGUGCAGAACAACCAGAAGAACCUCUCACAGAGAGCACCAGAAGAAGGGCAAUAGCGGAUGGUAGAGAACUUACUGUAGUCGACACCCCGGAUCUACUGGGUGCAUCGCUUGGGAAGACAGCCAGAGCCAAAGAAGCCCUGAGGAGCGUCCAGCUUGUGGGCCCCGGUCCUCACGCCGUCCUGCUGGUGAUGCAGGCGCCACGCUCCAGCAAGGGAACAACACACCAGGAGACUGUGCACGUCAUCCAAACUGUACUGGACCUGUUUGGAGAUGGCAUCCGGGGUCACAUUAUCCCAGUGCUCACGCACGCCGACCUUCUGGGUCGACGGCACACUUUUGAGCGGCUGCUGGAUACGGACGCCGGCGGUGUGAAAAGACUGACGUCUCUGUGCGGUCAGAGGCCUGAGUUGCUGGACACCAGGCCGGAUCGCUCCCCAGAGGAGCAGAGCGUGACGCGCAGGCUGCUGGUGGGCCGGGUCCUAGAACUGAAGGGGCUCAGGGGACAUUUCGUCCACGAGCUGCAGAGGAGGGAUGACGACAUUAGAGAAGAGCUUCUUAAUGUCAUGACCGUUGCACUUGGCAGAAAACUGAAAUGUAUGUAGAUGAUGACACUGUGGAUAUCAAAUCAUAAGGGAAAAAAAACAACAAAACAAAAAAACGGAGCUUCGUUAACUGUCACUGCCACUUACCUCUGUAGGUGUUUAUAGAUAGGUGUAUCAUAUACAUACAAGUACUGUACAUAUUUAUAUGCAUUCAUAUGCAGCAGGGUCAGGCAAAUGUUUGCGCUUAGGGACCACUUUUGAUUUUUAAAAUAGACAAAUUGGCCAGGCCAUUCGUAGAUGGGGUUUAAAAAAAAGUUGUUUACAAUUCGAUAUCUAAAUUGCUGCGGACCAUAAAUUAUACAAAUAUUUACUUUUUUAUAUAUUUUUUGUUUUGUUUUCAUUUUAUU